AUGGAUUCUUCCCGGGGUCCUUCCCGGAGUGAUAGAGGUCUGUUUGCUGUUGGCCAUGCGGGUAAGACUUCCCGAAGAUCUAAAAGGGGGGCGCAUUUUAAAGUUGACACUUCCCGACUUGAUUUAACAGAGGAUCACUCCUACGUUUUAGUGAAUGAGGCCCCAAUUAAUAUUGUUGCAGACAAUCUCGACAUAGGUGCGGAGUACGAAAUUGGGCCUAAUGAUAAUAUUGACCCAACGUGGAAGAUUGGUAGGCGGGUUGUUGAGUUAGAGCUGCUGGCUCAAAACAUGUUUUGCGAUGUAUGCAAUUCGCCCCUCCAUCUCUCCAACACACUGUGGGAGCGCAGACUUGGACUUGGAAGCACGCUCCAUAUUCAGUGCACCAACGCGGUGUGUGAUGCUGUAUGCCAAGUGGACACUGGAAAACGGGGAUCAUCAGGGGCGUUUGAUGUAAAUUCCAAGGCUGCUAUAGGUAUGGUUCAUGCUGGAAUUGGCCCAUCACAGGUUAACAAUUUUCUUGUGGAGUGCAACAUACCCCCCAUUGCUACAUCCACUCUUAAAAGAAAAGAGUCACUGAUUGGAAAGACUUUGGUGGAAGCUGCAUCAACAUCAUGCAGAGAUGCUCAAACUGAAGAAAAAGAAUUGAGUUCAGAAAAGUUACAAGCCAGUUUUGAUGGUGGGUGGCAGAAAAGAGGAACUGGUUUCAACUAUAACAGUAACACAGGACAUGCAGCUAUGAUCGGGAAGACCACAGGUAAAGUUAUUGCCUACGACGUCAGAAGCAAAUCCUGCAGAAUUUGUGACAUUCACAAAGACAAAAAAGAAACAGUUCCAAGUCAUGUAUGCCCACGCAACUGGGAGGGGAGCAGCAAAGCCAUGGAGCCAGAUAUGGCUGUGAGCAUGGCUCACAGACUCUCCGAUCAAGGAUUCCAGCUUGAUGUGUUUCAUGCAGAUAACGACUCCACAACAACUGCAAAAAUGCUUUUGGACUUCCCAAAAUUAGAGAAAAAAGAUGACCAAAAUCAUGUCAAAAAAGGGAUAUCAAAGUCCCUAUAUGAGCUAUCCAAGAAACACAAGGAACUCAAACAUGCUGAAGUCAUACCAUACAUCAUGAGAUGCUUCAUGUAUGCAAUGACGGGAAGCAACACAGAAGCAGAACUGGAACUUUCACUAAAGAGGAUCGUUCCACAUAUCUUUGGUGAACACACUGGUUGUUCUACUGUCAAAUGGUGCACAUAUAAGGAUGAUCCCCAAAAAUUCAGGUACAAAAGUCUUCCCAAUGGCACUGCCUUACAAGAUCCCACACUGAGGACACGCCUGGAGGAACUAGUUGCCAAAUAUUCAUGCCGGUCUGGAAACCUCCUGAAUUUGGGCUCCACACAAGCAAAUGAAAGUUUUAACAGCCUUGUUUCCACAAAAACACCGAAAGCCAAAUUCUAUGGCAGCUCAGAUUCAUUAAUGAAUAGGGUAUCUGCAUCUGUUCUUCAAAAGAAUGAAGGUCAUAAUUAUUUACCUAAGGUAAAUGAAUCGGCCCUUCUUUCCCCUGGCGAGUUCACCGUCAAACUGACAACAAAAUUGGACAAUGCUCGGUCAGCCCGUAAAGAAAAGGAAAAGACCAGAGAAUACAAAUUAAGAAGGGUUGAGUUGAAACGGAAAAAAAGGUUGAAAGAACAGUCAUCAUAUGUAAAGGAAGGUACUACCUAUGAAACUGAUAUUGAUCUAACCAUUAACAACAGUAGUGAUCCAGAUGUACAAACUAUACCAUCAGUAUUGUCCUUGGAUGAAUCCAAAUCUUUGGUUUUCUUUGAUUUGGAAACAACUUCUGCUUCACGUCAAAGUGACAUUACUCAAAUUGCUGCUGUUGUUAAUGGUGACAAUAUUUUUCAUAGAUAUGUCCUGCCAAGGUGUGACAUAGCAAUCAAAGCAUCAGAAGUUACAGGACUGACCUAUUCAAGGUCAUUAAGUAAGAUGUACCUCAGGGGAAAGGAGAUUGAAAAUGUGACCUCCAUCCAUUCAGCUUUGUUGGAUUUCUUAGAUUUUUUGAAAACUCUCCCCAAUCCUAUUCUUGUUGGUCAUAAUGCAGCAUCGUUUGAUAUACCUAUCCUUACAAACAGAUUGAGAGAGUUCCAGUUAUGCUCGUCAUUUGCCAAUGUUGUAAAAGGAUAUAUGGACACUCUUAGGUUAGCAAGACGCUUGUUUCCCAAGAAGGAGGUUGGAUCUCACAGCCAAGAAUCGUUGGUAAGGAAGUUCCUUGGGAUGUCGUAUGAGGCACACAAUGCAGUUUUUGAUGUGAAAGCCCUCCAAGACUUGUUUAACUUAAAAAUGAGUGCAAAGUGGUCAGUUGACGAUGUGUUCAGUAUGAACUUUUUAUCUUGUAAAAAGUCUUAUGACACCUUGGUAAGCAAGAAAGCCAUGAACAAAUUAUCAGCUGAGAAAUUGUCCAAAAAUGGUAUCCAUUUCAAUCACUUGAAACUGGCAUACAGCAGGAAUGCUAUCUCUGGAGUGAAAGUAAUUUUAUGUGAAAAUAAAAUACAGAAAUGUUUCAUUUCCAACAUUGUCAAAUGUAUUCAGAAAGAAGAGUGAUGUAUCAGAUGAAAAAUCACUUGGUUGUGUAAAUAUUUGUAUUUGUUUAAAAUUGGAUAAGCAAGAUGUAAGUUAUCUUUAGAUUCAUGAGAUAGAUCAUGAUGAAACUGCUGAUGAUUUAUUUAUUGAGAGGUUUAGUUUCAGGAGACAGAUCCUGUGCUCAUAGCUAUUGCUCUCAAUUUUAAUUUUGUGUGUCCAUUAUUAACAGUUGCUGUAUUCAGUGUUUCUCAUAACGUUUAUUUUACAUGAUCUGUAUGCGAUAAUUUAUCUUUUGUUAUCACUACAUUUGUGUUCAUACUUGUUUUCAAUUUUAUAAAAAAAAAAUAAUGAAAAAAUAUUAAAAAAAACUUUAAACCAGCCCAACCAAUUGCAAGACAGCUACAUGCUGCAUAUUAGUUAUAGCCAAACUUGAACUGAAAGUUUAUAUAAUGGUUGUGUCCGUCCUAAGCCGGAGAAAUUUCAGUCUGAUUAGAAUACGAAUGUCAUUAUCUAUACAAUAAUUAAUAAUGACACAAGUAUUUCAAUCAUAAUGGGAGAAAAAUGGUGAAGGGAGUUUUUUUUAAUUUGGUUUUAUUAUUUGACUUUGAACUCUCAUUGUAUAAAGAAUAACAAUUGUAGAAUGUGACUAGAGAUGUUGCAACUUCUGUUGCUUCUAAACAAAAUUUGGCUUCAUAUCGAAUGAAAUCAUAUGCUGAUGUACAUGUCAAUAAAAUUACAAUUUCGUGAAGACAAUAUAACUUACAUUUGUGAAUGAUCUAAACCAGUAAUCUCAAUUAUUGAUGCUAUUUUAAGUUUAUUCAUUAAAUAACUGAAUUAUA
Molecule: messenger RNA, 3401 nt
Organism: Pecten maximus
Lineage: Eukaryota; Metazoa; Mollusca; Bivalvia; Pectinida; Pectinidae
Exons: 9
Coding region: 1-2583 (860 amino acids)
Biological process (GO): DNA catabolic process
Cellular component (GO): cytoplasm
Molecular function (GO): nucleic acid binding; 3'-5'-DNA exonuclease activity
Source: RefSeq, a predicted model, not a curated record